CAAGAUGGAGGUCGUUGUUAUGUGGAGAAUGUAGAACAAGGUUAUGUUGUGAUUAUAUCCAUCUAAAAUACACCAAAACAGCCACAAAAUACUUUCUUUCAACUCUACAGUCCACGUUCACUUACCCAAUGGACUGAUUCAUGGACCCAAAACCCCACGAAAUGUAGAAAACAUCCGUCUUGAGAUUUGGAAUGGUGUCCGAAUUUUUUUUACGUGGCUAUAAAAAAUAUUMAACACUGACCUUGGAUAUCAGUUUAAUCAGUUAAUCUGAACGUAACAGUUAUUUUACUCCAAGUGAACUCAAAGGCUACUGAAGUAUGGAUUUAGCUGCAAGACUAGGAUUUACUUCACAAAUUAUUCCAGGAGCUUGGAGAUGCUCUGGUCGGAAUAAUGACGAAAUGGUGGACAARUUCGUACAUUCUGGUAUGAUUGUGUCAAAGGAGGUGGAAGAUUCGUUCCGUGCUGUGCCUAGAGGAGCUUUUGUGCCUCCUGAACAGCAAGACGAAGCGUAUUAYGAUUCUCCUUUACGUGGAGAUCCUCAUGUCCAUAUGUCUGCACCUCAUAUGUACGCCACUGUUCUAGAAGCUUUGGACUUAUGCCCAGGGCUAUCCUUUCUCAAUGUCGGAAGUGGUACUGGCUACUUCAGUUGCUUGGUUGGUUACAUAAUCAAGAGGAAYAGCAUCAACCACGGCAUUGAACAGUUUGAGGAUUUAGUAGAUUUUUCCAGGGAACGAUGCGAGGAGUUCAUGARAUUCAGUCCAAUGGCAGCCCGUGAAAUGAGCCAACCUGUUUUCUUGGCUGGGAAUUGUUUCCGUCUGGACAAUAGAAGCAUGCAGUAUGACAGGAUCUAUUGUGGAGCAGCGUGUCCUCAUAGUAAACUACCUUUUAUACUAUCCAUGACUAAAGUUAGAGGAUUUGCUAUUAUACCUUGUAAAAAUAAGCUUCUAAAGAUAGAGCGUGUAUCUACCACAGGCGUGAAGCUGACCGUUAUAAGAGAAGUUAGCUUUGCUAGUCUUACAGCUCUACCUGAGAGUGAAAUCUCUAAGCCAAAACUCAAGUUUCCACCAGCAGACAGCAAGAAAAAACAAAAGUCACUCAAGGCGUUUCCAUCAAGUAAUCUACUAGUCAGCAAUGGACAUUCAAGAAAAACAUUGGCCAAGCUCAGAGCACUACAAGAAGCCUGUGAGUGCCUAAAAGACUGUAAGCCACUUCCAGAACCAUUCUGCUAUGUACCAAACGAACAGCAUCUCAAGGAUCUCAAAAMCACUAACAAGAUCAAACCAACUAAAAAAGAACURAACCCUGGAAAAGAARCCUUAACAAGRCCUUCACCUGUGGAUGGGAAGAUCRCCUUCUUUAGCUCCUGCACCAAACAAGACCAGGAGUGUGAAUCCAUUGAGAGUGAUAUUUGGGAUUUCCUCUAYUUCGAUAGUUUAUGGGAGUCAGUACUGGAGAACUAUUACAGUGUAUGUAACACUUCGCCAGAGAAGAAAACUUUAUCCAUGGAUUUGUAUGUGAAGAAAAAGAAGACUUCAUCACAGGUGAAACCUUCCAAGACUCAAUCGUAUGCUGAUUUAAUGAGUAAGAUUGGUCUGCCGUUACAAUCAACGUGUCARAAAGUCCCCAAGACACAAGAGUGUGGCUCAGCAGAAAGAGCGUUACWAUCAGGUCGACUUGAAUGCAUUCCUUUCCAGAGUUCUGGAGGCUUACCAUCAGACAGGGAUGGCRAGGGAGAUGAUGGUUCUGUAAAUAAGGAAUAUGUGGCUCAGGGUUCAGCAGCCACUGAAGAUGAAAAGUGUAAAUUAAAUACUGCAACUACAGUUGAGGACMAUUUGACAAAUGGGAAUGCAAAGGACUCAAGGGGGGAAAGUUUGAUGUUAAUUGAAUCAAGCAUUGGUAAAAACACUGGUGAUAGUACUGAUGGACAAGGCGUAACUGAUGGCAAGAACAGUGAUGGUAAAGAAAGUGCACAUGGUACAGACAUUACUGAUGGUAAAAAUACUGAUGAUAGUAAAGGUAAUACUGAUGGACAAGGUGUAACUGAUGGCAAGAACAGUGAUGGUAAAGAAAGUGCACAUGGUACAGACAUUACUGAUGGUAAAAAUACUGAUGAUAGUAAAGAUAAUACUGAUGGACAAGGCGUAAAUGAUGGCAAGAACAGUGAUAAUAAAGAAAGUGCACAUGGUACAGACAUUACUGAUGGUAAAAAUACUGAUGAUAGUAAAGACAAUACUGAUGUAACUGACGGCAGUGACAGUGAUAGGAAAGAGAGUAUACAUGGUACAGACAUUACUGAUGGUAAAAGCACUGAUGAUAGUAAAGUCAAUGCUGAUGUAUCUGAUGGCAGUGACAUUGAUAGGAAAGAAAGUAUGCAUGGUACAGACAAAUCUAAUAAGGAGAAUGAUACUGAUGGUGAUACCAGAGCCCACACAACCUCUUCUGGAGUCACACCUCCUGAUACCUUACCUGAGUCUACUACAAUGACAUUAAAUAACAAGGCAGCUGUAAAUAAGGCACCAUUAGUCCCUACUAAUCUCUUUUCCAAAAAUCUUGGCAAUAAUAACCCUAAUUCUCCCAACACAGAUAAAAACUCUGAUGAAACAAUUGACGRCAAGAAGGAUGUUGCUGAACCCAASUCCAGCCAACCAAAAAAAGCAGGUUAUGACAUUGUAAAGUUAGAAGUAGACAGACUCUGUAUGGACAAGAUUAAUUCUGUACCGAAGGACAACUGGUGUAUGGAAGACGACAUGGAGCUGGUGAGAUUCCUGUCAGAUGUCUCUGAUCAGUCCAGUAAAGGACGAUGUAAGGGAUGGUUCAAGGCUGAACUAGUAAGACCCAAGUUGUUCUCUGGACUUGACGGUGUGGUGUAUCCCAGAYUAGCAUCCCACAACRCAGAGGAUUUAGCCUUCAGAUCUGUAGCCCUUUGCCGAGUCGCCAAGGUCCUUGAUUCUUUACUCUAUCUCCUAAGUGGGCCUUCUUUGCUGAAGGACAUCAAGGUAUCACCCGCUAAGUACCCUCUGGAUUCGUUUGGUGAUUGGUCCUUUGAAUCCUCAAGGGUGUCAACGGAAUUGGCUGUUAAACAUCAAUCAUGUAAAGCGUCUAAAGAAGAAAUGUUACAUUUUGAAGAAAUGAUCAGCGAAAGAGAUGCWGAACAGUUACGUAUACAGCAUGAGCUGACCAGCAAGAAGUUAAAACUGACACAGGACUUGCAGGAUCAGAUAAGAGAGCAGCAAAAAGUGCUGAAAAAACAGGCUUCUCUCCUUGAGGAAAAACAAUUGUUGGUACAAAAUCUGAGGUCUCUAGACAUCAAGGGAAGCCAGCAACMACAGAACAGUGAAUCCCCGGCUGUCACUGAGCUGAAGAUGCAAAGACAAGAAACUCUCAGCAAAAUACAGAAACUAGUAGAACAACACACUGAACAGGACACCAAGAAAAAUAGAUUAGUAGAGGAACUGAAGCGACUCAGGGAACUGAGAAACAAAAUUCUUCAAACCGAGACGAGAAAAAAAGAAGAAACAGCAGAAGYAACUUAUAAAGCAAAGCAGCAACAAACCACCACGUCCUCUAAUGAAACAAGAAGUACAAGAAGAGAAUCCAGUUCUUCAUGCCCUCYCACUGUUUCACGCUAUCAGCUCUCCCAUCUCCUGCCUCAGCUACGCUUUCUUCUUCCACUGUGUCGGCAACGAUGGCGCAUCGUACAAGAGAUGCUCCACGUCUCGGAACACUCGGCUCCUGAUCACAUGCCUAUUGUAACCUUGGACAGACGGAUACCUUUACAUGAACGAGGGUCUGAUCCUGAUAAGAGUGUCUUGCUACAAUUGUAUAAAGAAUUGAGACCAGAACAUCUUAAUUACAGAUGGAACAAAUGGAAGUACGACCAGUGGUGGGAGGUGAAGUUUGUUGGUGAAGGGAUCAUUGAUCAG
Actinia tenebrosa (Australian red waratah sea anemone) is the source of this 3923-nucleotide messenger RNA. RefSeq lists its product as uncharacterized. Lineage: Eukaryota; Metazoa; Cnidaria; Anthozoa; Actiniaria; Actiniidae. The record is from RefSeq and is a predicted model, not a curated record. Gene Ontology annotation, molecular function: ubiquitin-protein transferase activity.